Molecule: messenger RNA, 837 nt
Organism: Manihot esculenta (cassava)
Lineage: Eukaryota; Viridiplantae; Streptophyta; Magnoliopsida; Malpighiales; Euphorbiaceae
Exons: 2
Coding region: 335-790 (151 amino acids)
Source: RefSeq, a predicted model, not a curated record
GCUGCCCUUUUGCAUGCAAAUAUUCCAAGAGAAAACCUAAUCCCUUUUUGUCUCUGUCCAUACUCAAACCUUUCUUUGAAUGGUCGAAACAGCCGACGCUUUGAUGCACUUUCUUCUUACUCUACUUUCUCAUCACAACCCAAUAGAGCGUCUCCUUCACGCUCUCUCCUCCUUUGGCUCCUCCAAACAAGCCUGGUACUACCGUUGCCUUGGCCUUGACCCCUGACUUGCUAACUAGCUAGCUAUCCUUCUUUUGCCUCUUUUGGUAGCUAAAUAUAUAAAUCAAUCGAGAAAUUAUCUUUUCUCAAAGACCCAACUUGAAACAUUGGAGAAGAUGAUGAAGAGAAGCGUGAGUGAGAAAUUGAUGUUGCACAGGCAAAUUAAGAAGAAGGGUGAUGAAAGGAAGAAGAGGUUUUUGAUAACUAUCAAUGUUAUUGGGAGUGCAGGGCCGAUAAGGUUUUUGGUGAAUGAAGAUGAUCUUGUUUCUGGGGUUAUUGACACUACUUUGAAGACUUAUUCUCGAGAAGGUCGCCUUCCUGUUCUUGGAUUUGAUGUCAACAGCUUCCUUCUCUACUCUGCAAAUACUGGUUCUGAUGCACUGAACCCUCAGGAGCCAAUAGGAAGAUGUGGAGGAGGAAGGAACUUUGUGCUGUGCAAGAAGCAAAGGCAACCACAGAUGACAGAAGGGAGGUCUGAAAUGAUCGCACACAAAGCAUCUGGUUGGAAGGCCUGGCUCAACAAGUCCUUUAGUUUGAAGAUCUUGUCUCACUGCAGACAUCCUUUUUCAUGAGAUCAUCCAUCUUUGUUUUUGUUAUAUAUUCUCAAUUUCAGUACAAA